AUGGCAGGCUGCAUCCAGCUGCUCCUGGUGCUCCUGGUCCUGCGCUGCACUGAGCCCUCAGUAUUUCUUCCCCGCUCAAAAGCAAAUGAAGUUCUGAUACGAUGGAAGCGUGCUGGCUCCUAUCUUUUGGAAGAGUUCUUUGAGGGAAAUUUGGAAAAAGAAUGCUAUGAAGAAAUUUGUGUCUAUGAAGAAGCAAGAGAAGUAUUUGAAAAUGACGUGACCACUGACAGAUUUUGGGAAAAGUAUAUGGGUGGCACUCCAUGUAUCUCCCAGCCCUGCCUCAACAACGGGUCGUGCCAAGACAACAUCCGCACCUACACGUGCACCUGCUCCUCGGGCUAUGAGGGCAGAGACUGCGCCUUUGCUAAAAAUGAAUGUCACCCAUUGAGGACUGAUGGUUGUCAACACUUUUGCCACCCGGGACAGGAAUCCUACAUGUGCAGCUGUGCUAAGGGGUAUAAACUGGACCAGGAUCACAAAUCGUGCAUUCCGCAUGAGAAGUGUGCAUGUGGAAUCUUGAAUUCUAAAUACAUCAUGACGCCCCCAAAAAGCAACUGGAAUCUUCACAUUUUCCCAUGGCAGGUGAAACUAACAAAUUCCAAAGGAAAAGACUUUUGUGGUGGCGUUAUAAUACAGGAAAAUUUUGUACUGACAACAGCAAAAUGUUCACUGUUACACAGAAAUAUUAGUGUGAAAACAAAUUUUCACAGAACAAGCAAGGACCCACUGAUGAUUGAGGUAAAGAGCGUCCACGUGCACAUGAGGUACGAGGAAGAGACGGGGGACAAUGACAUUUCCCUAUUGGAGCUGGUGCUGCCCAUUCAAUGCCCGGAUGUGGGGCUCCCCAUCUGCAUGCCCGAGAGAGACUUCAUGGAGCGCAUCCUCAUGCCGGGGACAGGGGGACUCCUCGUUGGUUGGACAUUCAAUGGCUCUGAGCUGGGCAACACGCCGAUGCAGAUGCCAGUCACACACAUGGACAGCAAGGAGUGUGGCAGAGACUUUAAUGUGACAGUCACGACAAGGACAUACUGUGAGAGGGGAGCAGCAGCUGGAGUGGUGCAGUGGGCGGAAGGCAGUAUAGUUACCAGAAAACACAAAGGCACUUGGUUCCUGACGGGGAUUCUAUGCUCGGCACCCACAGAACAGUAUGGACAUGCAUUUCUUCUCACCAAGGUUUCAAGAUAUUCACUCUGGUUUAGACAAAUCAUGAAGUGA
This is a messenger RNA of Pteropus alecto (black flying fox), 1215 nucleotides long. It is a transcript of the gene PROZ, whose product is annotated as protein Z, vitamin K dependent plasma glycoprotein. NCBI's taxonomy places the organism in Eukaryota, Metazoa, Chordata, Mammalia, Chiroptera, Pteropodidae. Bases 1 to 1215 code for a protein of 404 amino acids. Gene Ontology annotation, biological process: proteolysis; blood coagulation. Gene Ontology annotation, cellular component: extracellular region. The transcript is spliced from 8 exons. Gene Ontology annotation, molecular function: calcium ion binding; serine-type endopeptidase activity. The record is from RefSeq and is a predicted model, not a curated record.